ACAGUUGUAAAAUUUUAUUGAAAUCUUAUCAGUAAAUAUAAAUCUUUUUUUUUUAUAUCAGUAAAUAACAACGAGAUAUAAAUUAUAUUUUUAAAUAAUGACGGAAGAUUUAGAUGUACUUGGAAUCGUUGGUUUUAAUGGUGUAACAAAGCAUGGAUUACAAAUACAUCCAGAUCAACGACACAUUAUUUAUUCAAUGGGAAAUAAAAUAACAAUAAAAUAUCUUGAUAGUGAUAAGCAAGAUUUUCUUAAUGGUCAUACAAAUGUCAUAACAACACUUUGUAUAUCAUCUUGUGGUAAUUUCAUUGCAUCUGGACAAAUAACUCAUCCUGGUUUUAAAGCCGCUGUAAUGAUAUGGGAUUUUAAUACAAAAAAAUUACGAGCAUCUUAUGAAAUACAUAAAGUAAAAGUUCAAGAUAUUUGUUUUACAUCAAAUGGAAAUUAUUUGAUAAGUCUAGGUGGUAAAGAUGAUGGUAAUAUUAUUGUUUAUGAUGUUCAUAAUAAUUUAGCAAUAUGUGGUGCAUAUGGAAGCACUGAAAUAUCUGGUAAUGCAAUGACAAUUGCACCAAUGAAUUUACACAAUAAUUGUUUUUUAUCUGGUGGUGAAUGUACAUUAAAGCUAUGGCAAUUUAAUAAUGAAAAAAAAAAAUUAACAAGUACAAAUGUUAGAGUUGGUAAAUUACGUAGAACAAUAAAUUGUUUGUCAAUUGAUGAUAAAGAUAAUGAAGCAUUUUGUGGUACAUCAACUGGUGAUAUCAUAAGAAUAAAACUUAAUUUUAGUAAUGAUUUGACAAAUAACGAAACGGUACAGCCACCAGUUAUGAUUGGUUGUUAUUCAAAAAUAUCAAAUGAUCCUAAAAAACUAAAAUGUGGUGAUGGUGAUUUGUUUACUGGUGGUAUAUCAAGAAUUAUAAUAUUGGGUAGUAAAAAAAUUAUUGUUGCAACUGGUGAUGGAAUUAUUGAACUUGUUGAUGUUCUUGAAAAUCCAAGUGUUGUAUCAAAAUCACCAGUUAAAUUACCAACAACACCACAACUUAAAAUGAUUAAACAAACAAGUGUACGUGGAGCAGUAACAUCAUUAAUAAGAUAUGAAAAAAAUUGUUUUAUUGUUGGUACAUCAUUUUGUGAAAUUUAUAAAAUUGGAAUUAAUUAUUUUGAUGCUCAUGUUGUUAUAACAUGUCAUAUUGAUGCUGUAUAUGACAUUGCAUUUCCUCAUAAUUAUCCAGAAAUAUUUGCAACAGGAAGUAAAAAUGAUAUACGUCUUUGGCAAUUAAAAUCACACAAAGAAUUGCUACGUAUAACUGUACCAAAUUUUUCUUGUACGAGUUUGUGUUUUUCUUAUGAUGGAAAGUUGAUAUUAUCAGCUUGGAAUGAUGGUAUUGUCAGGGCAUUUAAACCACAAAGUGGACAAUUGUUUUUUUCUAUUGAAAAUUGUCAUGUUAAAGCUGUAUCAGCAAUUUGUAUUACAAAAAAUGGUAAAACACUUGUUACUGGUGGUUGUGAUGGACAAAUAAGAAUGUGGCAAUUAUCAAGAGAUGUUCAACGUCUUAAAGCAUUUUUUAAAGAACAAAGAGGACCAAUAACAUCAUUACAUUCAUCAAUAAAUGAUGAUGAAGUUGUCAGUUCUAGUACUGAUGGUACAUGUAUUAUUUGGGAUAUAAAUGAGUGUGUAAGGAAACAAGUAUUCAUGGCAAAUACACAACAUAUGGAUGUAAAAUUUUCUCCAAAUGGUCUUCAAAUAUUAAGUUGUGGUACUGAUAGAAAAAUAUCAUAUUGGGAAAUUUUUGAUGGUUCACUUUUACGUGAAGUUGAAGGCUCAAAAGUUGGUUCAAUAAAUUGUCUUGAUAUAAGUCCAGAUGGUCAAUGUUUUGUAACUGGUUCAAGUGAUUGUUUAAUAAGAUUUUGGGAUUAUAAUACAGCUGAUAUAACACAUGUUGGAAAUGGACAUGCUGCAAUUAUAACGUCAUGUAAAUUUAGUCCAGAUUCAAAUUAUAUUGUUAGUGCAAGUGCUGAUGGUGCUGUUAUUAUUUGGAAAAAUCCAAUGAUUCUAAAUAUUAAUUCAGCAAAAAGUUCCAAGAGUUCUUGUCAUGAUGACAAGUCAAAUAGAUCAGUUAGAAAUGAAGAAAAUAUUGGCAAUAUGAGCAAACGAUCUAACGAUGAAGAGAGUAUCAAAACAGUUCAUUCAAGCAAAAAAUGUCCAGAAGAUUGUGAAUAUGAUCCAAUUAAAUCAGCUCAAGAAAGUUGUCGUUUACAAAAAAAUAAAGAAUUAUUAUCCUCAUGUAAUAAUGAAAAUACAAAUUGUCAAGAAAAAAAAAUUAUUCAAUCGUCAAGAUCAUCUGUUGUUAAUUUACCAGUUAAAAAACAAUCUCCAAAAAAAGAGACAGUUCUUGCGACAACAUCAUCACAAAUAUAAAAGCACAAUGAAUUGUGAAAACAAAAGUAUAAAA
Messenger RNA from Aphidius gifuensis, 2447 nucleotides. RefSeq names its product cilia- and flagella-associated protein 52. The transcript is spliced from 6 exons. Gene Ontology annotation, biological process: cilium assembly. The record is from RefSeq and is a predicted model, not a curated record. Lineage: Eukaryota; Metazoa; Arthropoda; Insecta; Hymenoptera; Braconidae. Gene Ontology annotation, molecular function: protein binding. Bases 98 to 2413 code for a protein of 771 amino acids.